CUGACCUAUUCACUAGUACUACGGACAAGUUGAGCAGCGAACUGUUAUGCAUGGUUUGAAGUGGUGCAUACUUAUUAUAGACCACCUGCCCCAAAUCUCGGAAACACCUUUCUCACAAGACGGUCGCAAGAUUUGUGCUCCGAGGGGAGGGUACAAUGCGUUUAUGCGAUAGAACUUUUUAGAUGUACGCCUUGUCACACCGACUUACAUUUCCUUCUCAGACAAUGCCACUGGUCCACAAGGCUAGUGUUAUUGCCGCCCCAUCUUGGCCUCAUCUGUCGAAAAUAACCCAAGAUACUUUGUAUAAAAGACCAGCAUUCUCUGCCUUUUCCUUUGUCAAUUCUUCGUCUCACUAUCGAAUCAUCAAACUGCUCGCGACCUACAUCUUAUACAAUGCCUUUUUCCACUGAUGGAGUGUAUACUAUGAAGAACAUUGCCAGAGACCUCAUGCUCGAUCUGAAGGAGGGCGAUACCACUGAAGGCAAUCAGAUUCAAGGCUUCGUCGAAGAUGGCACCGCGGCUCAACAGUGGAUAAUCAAGAGACAUUACGUGUCAGGGUCCUCAAACAAAAUCGUCACCAUUCAGUCCGUUAUCAGCGGCACCAAUGGAAAUGGAUUCUUUACUGCUGCGAACCAGGAUUCGGAUGAACCGAUCAUUUACACCACGCAGGCGUUUAUCGUCGAUCUUGUUCCACAGGCGGAUAGUACCUACACCAUUAGAUACAUCUCCGGGGAAGAUAACCUGGUGUUAUCCAUUCCAAGUCCGAGGCGCGGUGAAGUGAAACUGGAGACUUACGUCCCAGGAACUCCCCACCAGCAGUGGCGAUUGACCCGUGUUUCUGAUCUACAAUCAUUUGCCUAGUUUUCGCCACCAGGUACCACCAUGAGCUUGCAGAGGUAUGCCGACGCUGAGCUAUUGGAAGUGUUUUUGCCUAUAUGUACUCGUCUCCUUUGUUGCGUAUGUGUACGUUGAUGCAAUAGGAUUGCUUUGGUCUGACUC
This is a messenger RNA of Suillus fuscotomentosus, 999 nucleotides long. RefSeq lists its product as uncharacterized. The transcript has 6 exons. The record is from RefSeq and is a predicted model, not a curated record. Lineage: Eukaryota; Fungi; Basidiomycota; Agaricomycetes; Boletales; Suillaceae. The coding region runs from base 394 to 861 and encodes 155 amino acids.